CUUCCACUUCACCUCUACGCCUACAACCGCGAAACGACCGGCGGCUUUUGGAAUUCGCGUGUGUAAUUGGGUUAUUGAUUCCAUACCUCCUCCGGAUCCCAACACCUUUCACUCUAGAUUCUCGCCGCCUUAUCGUUCAGUAUGGCUCCGAGAUACAUCUGCCAAUCUUGCCUCGAGGCAUUCCAGCCCACCGAAGUACAUUUUUCCGAUGCGUGUACGCAUCCGUACUGCACCGAGUGCAUACGCAAAAUGAUUGAACUAUCGGUCAAGCCUGCGGAGAUAUUCCCCCCUCGCUGCUGCGAGCUUCCUAUCCCCUUGACGCCCCAACUAGCAAUGAUCCUUAGCAGGGAGAUCCGAACUGCCUACUUCGAAAAGCUAGCUGAGAUGAAUACCCAAAACGCCGCUUACUGUUCCAGGCCCGACUGUGGAGCAUUCAUCCCAGUAGAGUACCAAACUUACAAUCUUGCUGUUUGCAAGAAGUGUGACUGGUUCACGUGUUCUAGAUGUGGAAAUAAUUACCACGAAGGACAGUGCCCCAUUGAACCUGGCCUAUCCGAGUUACAGGCAAUUGCGGAGAAGAAAGGAUGGAAACGAUGUGCCUGCGGCAGACUGAUUGAGAGAAUUGACGGCUGCGAGAGUAUAAUCUGCAUUUGCGGACGGGAUCUUUGCUAUGAUUGUUCGCGAGAGAUCGGCGAUUGUAUUUGCAACGAACUCUACAGACAGCGGGAGGAAGAGGCAGAGGAAGAGGACGAAGAAGAAGAAGAGGAGGAGGAGGAGCAAGAGGCACAAGACGUACAAGACGUACAAGAGGAGCAGGAGGGACAGGUGAACCUGGGAGAAGGCGCGGCACAUAAAAAUGUCUACACACGCAUAGAACAAACGGUCAACGACGCGAUCAUUGGAGGGACAUCGGGAUCUGUUACCCUAAGUGUCGGAGAAGGAUUGAAUAUUACAGCCACUUUUUCGGAAGCAACGACAGAGCUACCUGCACCUCUUCACCCCCAACCGAAUUCGCCCACAGGUCCGACCGCUGAGAGAGGACAUGACGAGGAGCAGCAGGAGGAGCAAGAGGAGGAGCGGGACGGGAAGCAACCCAGUCCUAGCUGCCGCCACCACUAUCUAAAGGACACUAUCGAUUUUAAGGGUUCCGGGGGUGUCUACCCGUAG
Molecule: messenger RNA, 1167 nt
Organism: Hypoxylon trugodes
Lineage: Eukaryota; Fungi; Ascomycota; Sordariomycetes; Xylariales; Hypoxylaceae
Exons: 1
Coding region: 142-1167 (341 amino acids)
Biological process (GO): positive regulation of proteasomal ubiquitin-dependent protein catabolic process; ubiquitin-dependent protein catabolic process; protein polyubiquitination
Cellular component (GO): ubiquitin ligase complex; cytoplasm
Molecular function (GO): zinc ion binding; ubiquitin protein ligase activity; ubiquitin conjugating enzyme binding
Source: RefSeq, a predicted model, not a curated record